AAGGUCUCCACGGCCAAGCGGGCCGUGUAUUCACCUCGGGCGCGCGAAAUCCUUGAGAGGCAGCAACAGCUCAUUGCACAAAGCAAAGGUCGCCACGCGCGUAGCGGAGAAAUCCACCACGAGCGAUUCAUCUUGGAAGUGGUUGCCAUUGUAGCGGAAGCGUCUGAUAAGCCCGGGUAUAAGCGGGUUAACUACAAGCGUAACAUCUUGAGAGUGUCUGUCAUUGUACGAAAGACGUCCGGCCGGUCGUCCUGCCGCCUACGCUGUCGGCGCAGCUGGCGUCCGCGAUUCUUGUCGGGCCGAAAUCGAACGCGGCUCCUAGCCUAG
Molecule: messenger RNA, 327 nt
Organism: Rangifer tarandus platyrhynchus (Svalbard reindeer)
Lineage: Eukaryota; Metazoa; Chordata; Mammalia; Artiodactyla; Cervidae
Source: the annotation of a GenBank genome assembly